CCAGCGACACAUUAAAGGCAUUUGCGAGCUUUCACUGAGUAUGACGCCCUACUUUGAAAGGAUGUAAGGAAUCCUCAUACUAAUUGCUGUGUCAAAGCGAUCCUUCGUCUGAACAAGCCAAAACACAUACCGCGGAAAAGGCCCAACAAUUAAAGAUUUGACGUUAUCGCUUGUAACAGAAAAAAGUGUGGUCUUGUUGGAUUCUUGCUUUUUUGUGUAGUCUAGGUCAACCGACUUUUAAUUUCCAAAAUACUAGCCGUAUUUGAACAAAUACGCAGAGAGAAAGACAAUUUUUAUAGAACCUAUGUUUCCGAGAAAAGCGUUUACUUCGUGGUCAAGCCCUGGGGCCGAUCGUGCAAAAUUGCAUGAUGACUUUGACCUUUUCGGAAAUGCUCGGUGUAGCAUGUAAACAUUCUAAGCCAAUCACAUGGCGAGUUUUAGCUCCGAACUAUCAAACGUGCCCUCGGGAGCCCGAUCCGAAAAUUAUUCGCGUACGAUUUCAGUCUGCGAUAAUGGCGUCCGAUGCGAAACGCUAGAGAUACGGCGUAGCUAAGGCUUUAGAGGUGAUUUUUGACGAUGGAAGUGAGCAUGGUGGUAUCUCUAGUGGUGAAAAUCCUAGCGAAGAAUCGAGGCUCCAGUUUCAAAUGCUACAAAUGCAUGCGUGAAUCAAAUAAUGACACAGAAUAUACCACGGAACAGUGCUUGAAAGAUCAGACAAUUAUGGACUGCAUCAACAGAGAUGUGGCAGAUCCCACCGAGUACGCAUGCGUUAGGAUGCACAGCGUGAGUGAUGAUGGUGAAGAGUAUGAGAUGAGAGCUUGCUAUGUCAAAAGCAUUUGUGAGGAGCAAAAGAAAAAAUGCGAGGAUAAAGCCAACUUAAAGGCGUUGGGAGUAAAAGAGUGCACCAUCACUUGCUGUGUCAGUGAUAGUGACACACCCUGUAACGGUGGCUUCUCCGUCUUCAUUAACUCUACUACAAUGAUGAUGAUGAUGAUGUUGGCUGUUUUGUGUACUUUGAAGCUGUUUUAGCCAUACACUCGCCAUAGAGGUCAACUUUGAGUGCUUUAUUGGCCAAUCAAAUGUCUGAAUAAUUGCUUUUGAUUUUGAAGUCAAAGUAAAAUAAACUGAUUCAUGUGUUUAGCUAGAUAGUUUUGUUAAAUGUUAUCAUUUGUUACAUGAUAUUUUCUUGAGAAUGAAUUUAUUGCAGAAGAGAAAUCCAUUGCUACCUAGACUGAUUAUGACUGUUUCGUUGAUUGAUAUUUAAUCCGUUUAUUAACAUUUGCUUGUUUGAUUAGCCGCGUGAUUAACAAUCGAUGGCGUAAAAGUUAAGUAACUUGAUCAUUCUGUUAGGACACGUUUUAAGUAAUGCGAAAUCAGAGACAAAGGUUAUAAGCGUUUUGUACCUUACGGACGUUACGUUGAACGUCGCUAACCUGUAGAGUAUUAUUGUUCGAUCUGCUGACCCGUUUUGCUGACCUGUUAUUGAAUUACGUUUGAUUAGAUAUCGCCACAGAAGUAAGUAAUUUGUUUUGUAACCGAUUGAAUUGAGAAUUGUUAGUUCCCGUGCAAUUUCAUGAAUCGCUCGCAUUAGAUUAGGUUUCUCAACAAUUUUGUAUCUUUCUUAUAGAUCGAAUAAAACAAUAUAAAGAUUAUACGA
Pocillopora verrucosa is the source of this 1657-nucleotide messenger RNA. RefSeq lists its product as uncharacterized. The record is from RefSeq and is a predicted model, not a curated record. Lineage: Eukaryota; Metazoa; Cnidaria; Anthozoa; Scleractinia; Pocilloporidae.